This is a messenger RNA of Purpureocillium lilacinum, 1197 nucleotides long. RefSeq lists its product as uncharacterized. Gene Ontology annotation, molecular function: phosphonopyruvate decarboxylase activity; thiamine pyrophosphate binding. Gene Ontology annotation, biological process: organic phosphonate biosynthetic process. Lineage: Eukaryota; Fungi; Ascomycota; Sordariomycetes; Hypocreales; Ophiocordycipitaceae. The record is from RefSeq and is a predicted model, not a curated record.
AUGGUACCAUUCGACCCCGAGGAGUUCCACGAUGAGGCGCUCAAGCCCAACGGUAUCGACACCAUCUUUGGCGUACCCGACUCGAGUCUCAGCGGGCUGCUGAGCUACCUCGCUGCCAACAAGUCCGCGCCGCAGCACAUUGUCAUGGCCAACGAAGGCGGGGCCGUCGCCCUCGCCGCCGGAUACCACCUCGCCACGCGCAAGGUGGCCAUGUGCUAUAUGCAGAAUUCGGGACUCGCCAAUGCGCUGAAUCCGCUGCAGAGCCUGGCGGCCAAGGAAGUGUUUGGGAUUCCCAUGCUGCUCAUGAUAGGGUGGCGCGGCAAGCCAGGCAUCAAGGACGAGCCACAGCAUGCCUUGAUAGGUCCGCGCCUUUUGGACAACUUAAGAGCAAACGACAUCCCUUUUGAAGAGAUACCAGACUCGAUACCUCAGUCUAGGGAAGCGAUAGGGCGGUUGAUCUCAAGGUCGCUGGCAAAGAACACGCCGGUCGCGCUGAUCGUGCCUCCCGGGGCCUUUACUCCCUACACGAACAUGAAGGAAGCAGUAAUGGCAACACACGUGGACGCCAACAGAGCAGUCACCCAUGUCGAGGCAGAGAGCUGGCUCACUUCAAACUUUGAUCUGCAACUCUCUCGCGAACUCGUCGUGAGGCGUGUCCUUGCACACAUGGCAGAGGCUGAUGUCUCCGUGUCGUCGCUCGGAGGGACAAGUCGCGAGCUGUACAUGGUCCGGAAGGAGAAAGGCGAACCUCUUUCGUCAAACUUCUUCUGCCUUGGAGCCAUGGGACAUUCCUUUGCCGUGGCCAACGGAAUCAGGCUGCGGCCGUCCUCCGGCAAGGUUUUUUGUAUAGACGGUGACGGGUCCUUCAUCAUGCAUUUGGGAAACAACGCCGUGUUGGCCGACAUUUCGCAGCCUGACCUGGUUCAUGUCGUGGUCUUCAACGGGGUUCACAGCUCGACUGGCAGCCAGCCACUUACGAUUAGUAGAGAUGCAUUUCUCGCAGCGGCCAAUGGCCUCAGCUACCAACGAAAGUUCUUUGUCGACAACAUCGAGGGCUUGGAUCGGGCGCUGAGCUUGCUGGACAGUCGAAACACCCUCAUUGUCGCGCUGGCCAACGACUCGGCGUCGGCAAGCCUUCCGCGACCGUCGGAGACUGCCAGCGAGCUAAAGAAGCUGUUCAUGGGACACUUCACUUAA